AUGUCUUCAGAAGAUCCCGCCAACGGGCAGAUAGACAGCGAGAAAGCACCAGGAUCUCAGGACCCGAAUACAACGAAACCGGGCAGUAGCUUGGGCUGGGCACCGGAUUUCCCAGAUGGGGGCGCGAGAGCCUGGUCAGUCGCCGCCAGUGCUGCAGGUUUAAUGUUCUGUUCCUUCGGAUACAUCAAUGCAUUCGGUGUAUACCAAGAAUAUUACCAGUAUCAUCAGCUGGCGAACCGAACGCCUGACGAAAUUUCUUGGUUGGGCUCAUUACAAGUGUUCUUCCUCUUUGCCGCUACUCUCAUUGGCGGUCCGUUAUUUGAUCGAUAUGGAUCAAAGGUGGUGUGGCCCAGUUCUAUCUUGUUCGUCUUUUCGGUGAUGAUGACCAGUCUGUGCAAGGAGUAUUACCAGUUCAUGCUCGCACAGGGCGUAUUGGAAGGCAUAGCUGCGGGGAUGCUGAUGGCCCCGGGCCUCGCAGCCGUCGGCCAUUACUUCCUCAAAAAUCGUGGUGCCGCCAUGGGGCUUGCCGUGGGUGGGUCGUCUGUGGGGGGAAUCAUCUUCCCAAUCGUGCUGACGCAGUUACUCGACAAUUCAUCGAUCGGAUUCGCGUGGAGCGUGCGGGCUUGUGGCUUUAUCAUCCUAGUGGUCAUCGUCCCGUCCACCCUCGCCUUACGCCCCCGGCUACCCCCGCGAAAGAAAAGGCUGAUCCUGUGGUCUGCAUUCCAGCAGCCCAGUUUUGUGGGACUAAUUGGCUGCAAUUUUCUCCUGACCAUGGGUCUCUUUAUUCCCAUGUUCUACCUCCCGAACUAUGCGAUCGAGCAUGGCAUGUCCCCGGCCAUGUCUCAGAAUCUAGUCGCGAUUUUGAAUGGAGCCUCAUUCUGCGGUCGAAUUAUAUUAGGUAUUCUUGCAGAUCGAUCUCUUGGACGCUUUACCGUCCUCGGUCUGGCGGGGCUAGCGACUGGGAUUAUCAGCUUCUGCUGGACGCGCGCAACCACGCCCGCAGCCAUCAUUGUCUAUUCGGCCAUCUACGGAUUUACCUCUGGUGCAGUCGUCUCGAUGCUAUCGGCGUGCUUCGCCCAGGUGACUCCGGAUCCGCGUAAUAUCGGGACUUACAUGGGGCUAGGAAUGUUCUGCGUGUCUUUUGGAGCCUUGAUCGGGACCCCGAUCAGUGGAGUUCUGGUAUCUCGGUAUGGUGGGUAUCUGCAGACCUCCAUCUUGAGUGGCGCGGUGAUUGUGAUAGGGGCCUUGUUGGUGGUGGUGGUGAAGCGACUGUGUGGGAAAGCGAUGAUUUCCAAGUUUUAA
Molecule: messenger RNA, 1302 nt
Organism: Penicillium paradoxum
Lineage: Eukaryota; Fungi; Ascomycota; Eurotiomycetes; Eurotiales; Aspergillaceae
Product: MCT family MFS transporter
Exons: 2
Coding region: 1-1302 (433 amino acids)
Biological process (GO): transmembrane transport
Cellular component (GO): fungal-type vacuole membrane
Molecular function (GO): transmembrane transporter activity
Source: RefSeq, a predicted model, not a curated record